AUGAUUCUGCACCCGGAAGAGCACAAUAGCCGUUUCUCAAAGACCAUCCAUCUUCACUGGAACAUCACAAAAGGAUAUAGAUCUCCGGAUGGCGUGCGUAAGCUUGUCUAUCUUGUCAAUGAUGAGUUUCCUGGGCCUAUCAUCGAGGCAAGACCAGGAGAUACCCUGGAAAUUGUGGUCUCUAAUCAUCUUGAAGAUGCAGAAGGCGUUGCUAUUCAUUGGCAUGGAUUACAUAUGAGAGGAGCAAAUGAGAUGGAUGGAGUCGUGGGAAUUACUCAAGAUGCUAUUCCAGCAGGAGAAGGCUUCACUUAUCGAUAUGAUCUCUCAAGUACGCAAGCUGGCACUUUCUGGUAUCAUUCGCACUCGGCUCUUCAAAGAAGUGAUGGACUCUAUGGUGGACUCGUCAUUCACGAGCCCAUCUCGGACAGCACGACAGGGUUUGCGAUGUCUAAUUAUGACCAUGAAGAGCUUCUCCUCAUCGGAGAUUGGUAUCAUCGGUCAGCAAUAGAUGUCCAAGCGAGCUAUCUCACGUUCAUGAGUUCAGGUCAUGAACCUGUUCCAGAUUCGUUGCUGCUAAAUGGUUUUGGAGCUUUCGACUGUUCAAUGGCUGUGCCAUCUCGUCCAGUAGAGUGCGAACAUGUUCAACGUCCGGCCCUGCGGCUACGGAAUGGUAGAACGAGGCUACGAGUUGUCAAUGUCGGGUCAAUGGCAGGCCUCAACAUAUCGAUACCCAAUAGCAAGAUGGAGGUUGUCCAUAUUGAUGGCGGCAAUCCAAUCAAUCUUGUAAUAGCCUCAGAAGUUGGUAUUCUCUAUCCAGGUGAACGGAUGGAUUUAAUACUCUCCUCUACUGGGAUCGAGAAUAUAUCUAUAAUACUUGAUCCAGAACUCUUCACUAUGCAGAAUCUAGCAUUGACAGCAACUCAAACAAUUGAAAUCAUCACACCUGCCAAUACUCGAUCUUCCCACGAGUCUACGGCUGCCGAUGAUCAGGAAGUGCAAUGGCCAACAACUUCCUUUGACCUAUCCACCGCUAAAGGUCUCCAACAACAAGCCAUGCCCACAACUGCCAAUCAAACGAUCCUCAUUUACACACACAUAGAAAUGCUCGCACAUUACGACCACGUGCCCAUGGCCUACAUGAAUCGAACAAACUGGAUCCCUCAAUCCCCACCACUCAUCUCCAUACCAACAUCCAAGUGGGACGACCAUCAAUUUAUGCCAGAGAUACACGGAAAUGGAGAAUGGGUUGAUAUUAUUGUGAAUAACCUCGACAAGGACGCUGGACAUCCCUUUCACUUGCAUGGUCAUGAUUUCUACGUCCUAACGAGACACGCAUUUCCUCGCCGAGCAGGCUACCGAACAUAUAACCCCUUUGAUCUCCCAUCAGACGCAGCACUUAUGUACCCAGAACCGAACCUUGUGAAUCCUCCACUUAAGGACACGGUUCAUAUCCCAAGAAGAGGAUACGUGAUUUUAAGAAUUAGGGCUGACAACCUUGGGAUCUGGUUCUUUCAUUGUCAUGUUUUGUGGCAUGCUGGGACUGGGAUGGGGAUGGGCUUUGUAGUCACAUAA
Molecule: messenger RNA, 1572 nt
Organism: Mollisia scopiformis
Lineage: Eukaryota; Fungi; Ascomycota; Leotiomycetes; Helotiales; Mollisiaceae
Exons: 8
Coding region: 1-1572 (523 amino acids)
Molecular function (GO): oxidoreductase activity; copper ion binding
Source: RefSeq, a predicted model, not a curated record